AUGCUCUCGUCCAUCUUUGAUCCAAGACAGCCAAAGACACCGCUCGACAUCGUCACCGUAGUCUCCCUCUCCCUUCAGAUCAUCCUCUACUUUGCUCUUUCUCGUCGUGCGGCUCAGGUGUUCUUCUUCGUCUACUUCGCCUUUUGGCGUGCAUCCUACAAUGCUGGCCUCGGCUGGAUACUCAAGCAGCAGAGCGAAAAGGGCUGGAUCAUCCGUCAAGUCAAGCAGAACGGUUGGAUGGAUGCAAACCGCCGACCACGCGUCCACAACUGGGUCAAGCAGCAGCUCGUCACCAAGAUGGACAGCGAUUACGUAUUCGAUGCUAUGCCGCUCGAUUACAACGUCUGGCUCAUGUUCCGAAGCAUCGUCGACGUCAUCUUGCUCAACGACUUUGUCGCCUAUUCGCUCUUCGCCUUCUCUUGCACCAGGCUGCCUGAGGGCCACUCGGUGGCCAUGCACGUUCUGCGCUGGAUCGCAGGCUGGACCCUCAUCUUUUUCAACCUCUGGGUCAAGAUCGACGCUCACCGUGUCGUCAAGGACUACGCAUGGUACUGGGGCGAUUGCUUCUUCCUCUGCCUUCAGAGUCUCGUCUUCGAUGGCGUGUACGAGAUCGCUCCCGAUCCCAUGUACUCGAUUGGCUACGCCGGCUACUACGGAUUGUCGCUCGUCAGUGGCAGCUAUGCUGUGCUGUUCGUCUCCCUGGCUGCUCACUUUUCGCAGUUCCUGUUCAUGACAUUUUUCGAAGGACCACACAUCGAGCGCACCUACGGGGAAAGGAAGCCGAUCGCUGCCCGCGUUCCCCUACGUCAAGCACCGUUCAACGCUGCAUCCCGGAAAGCGGCUCACGCCGCUGAAGAUGCGGAGACCGCGCGACCAAGCCUGAGCGAUGAUGGGGACGAAGCCACGAACCGGAUUAUGGGCACGCCCAAGCAGAACUCUCGCCCCUCUCAGUCCGGCAACGAUACUAAUGCUACUCCUAGCCAGACCGAAGGCUCGACAGCCAUCACCACCGAUGACGAGGCCUCAGACGAUGGUCAUGGCCGAGCCUUGAGGCGUGACGCCCUUCGCGCUUCCUCGUCCUCCAACGAUGCGAUCCAACAACAUCUCCUCGAGAAACAGCAGCGUCCCGUCACCACGCUUCACGACCUACAUCAUCGGAUCUUCCGCAAGGAUACCGUCGUCUUCCGAAACAUAGACCUUAUGCGUUCCAAUGACUUCCUGCUCGUCAUUGCCUCGAUCUACUCUCUUUCCCCUCUCCUCCUUCCCUCCCUGUCUCAAACCCCGAGAUUAACGCUGCUCUUCAUCAACGCCCUCGCCUGGCGAACCUUCCAUUCGUUCGGUUUGGGAAUCGCUCUCUCGCGUCAAUCCGAAUCGAAAUGGAUCGUGCGCCACUUUCUCAAGCACUACCACUACGCUCAACCUCAAGAUGCCGUCUUCGAAGCCUUUGGUCAUUGGAAGGUGGUCUACAACACUUCGCUCGUCAUGACUUACAUUUCGUUCGGUGCGCUCGCAUUCAACUGCUACACUCCCAUCGGACAAGACUGGACGGUUGGACCGGAGCUCUUGCGACACACCCUGGGCUUGAUGUUGGUGGCUUUGCAUGCGUGGACUGCCAAUUCGUCGUAUGAAGUGCUGGGACCUUUCGGAUGGCUGUACGGCGACUUUUUUGUCGACGAGUAUCCGCAUCAGCUAUACUACACUGGAAUCUAUCGGUUCCUCAACAACCCAGAGAGGAGCAUGGGUGGAGCAGCCUUCUUCGGCCUUGCUCUCGUUUCGGGAUCCAAGCUGACACUUCUCAUGGCGAUCAUCUCAUACAUUUCGCAUUGGGGUUUCUUGAGCUUUGUCGAAGGUCCUCACAUGCGAAAGCUCUACGGAGAAGCAGCUCUGCGAAAAGAUUCGGGUCUCACGAAACAACUCAAAUCCCAAUGGGUGGCGGCAAAGGAUUCCGACCUCUUCCGCCUCGCUCAGGAGCAUCCGACGGUCAAGAACGUUCAAGGCACACUCGAAAAGGUGCAACGCGAUGCGACGGACGCCUUUGAAGAGUUCUUCCGUCAAUCCAGACCGAGAUUCGAGGGUAUGCUGGAGGAGACGAAAGUGUUGUUGCAACAAUCCAAGGAUAGGUUGUUGAUUGUGAGGGUUGAGGAUGAUCUGAAGCUGGGUGGGGUGGAUAAGAGCAAGUAUGGGUUGAAGGUGGUUGGUGAGAGGUUUCAUUUGGGAGAGCCGAUUCGAGUCGAGUGGAAGGCGGCUGGGAACCACUCUAGGAGAGACUGGAUUGGGGUGUAUUUGCUGGAGAGGUUUGGUGGCAAGAAAGGGGCGGAUGAGAGUGCGCAGGUGACAAAGAUCUCGAGUCAGGGCAAGUGGCUAGGCGUUGCGCACGAGGAGUGGGUAGGCGACGUGCAUCAGGGAUCGAAGCAAAACGACACGAUUAAAGAAGCCGGCGAGCCCGUCCAAGGUAUCUCGGUCUUCCGCGAUGACAAACUUCCCUGGGUACCCGGAAAGUACGAGUUCAGAUACCACCAUGACGGCAAACACAACGUGCUCGCGCGCUCCCACCCCAUCGAGAUCUACGUCAACACCCUCCCCACCCACCUUCCCAGCGACGAAGACCUCCUCGCCCAAACCACCGACAUCAUCCGCACCAUCGUCCACCACUCCACCCCCACCACCCGUCCCCUCCGCCUCUCCAUCUCCCAACCCGACACCGCCAUCGACACCUCCUCCGCACCACCGCUCGUCAACCCCGCCGCUUCCACCGACAGCGACGACUUCACCAUCUGGGACCGCCAACAGGCAACGCGCAUCUCCAAAGCUAUCCGCUUCGCGUUCGAUCUCGAGCUGAGUCCGGAGGUCAUCAUCGCAGAGGCGAACGUCACCAGGUUGGCGAAGGACGUCGUCGAGGGGUCGAAAGUUUUGCGCCCUGGAUUUACGCCCAGGAUGGGAUGA
Molecule: messenger RNA, 2943 nt
Organism: Pseudozyma hubeiensis SY62
Lineage: Eukaryota; Fungi; Basidiomycota; Ustilaginomycetes; Ustilaginales; Ustilaginaceae
Product: potential phosphatidylethanolamine N-methyltransferase
Exons: 1
Coding region: 1-2943 (980 amino acids)
Biological process (GO): phosphatidylcholine biosynthetic process
Molecular function (GO): phosphatidylethanolamine N-methyltransferase activity
Source: RefSeq, a predicted model, not a curated record